Molecule: messenger RNA, 3411 nt
Organism: Racocetra persica
Lineage: Eukaryota; Fungi; Glomeromycota; Glomeromycetes; Diversisporales; Gigasporaceae
Source: the annotation of a GenBank genome assembly
AUGCGUAAAUCUUUACCAGAAGCCUUUAUAUUUGGAUUUACGGCGACUCCUAAAGAAGAAACCUAUCAAAACAUAAUUCACAGUUAUUCGAUGGACGAUGCCUUGCAAGAUGAAGUUAUUGUCAAAAUAGUUUAUGAAAUUUACCAGUAUCUGGAUCUAAACAAAAUUAAAAAAAAUCUCUUUCUCCCAAAAAGUGUUUUGCCAAGUUUACAAGUUAAGGGAGAAUUUUUUAAAAGAGAUUAUGAAAAUUUUUCUCUUAAUAACCAACUAAAUUCCCGACCAAAAGUGAUGUACAUUGCUCAAAGUAUUCCCACCGCACACGAAUUUUAUAAAUAUUUAUCCCAAGACCCCCAAUAUCAAAAAAACAUUUGCUUAGUUACUAGUGCCCAAGAGAAAGAAGAAGAAAAAACUAAUAUUUAUCAAUUUAAAAACACUGACUAUGUUAAUAUUGCUAUUGUGGUUGACAAAUUGACUACUGGAUUUAACUUAGAAAAUUUGCAAAGAAUUUAUUUAGACCAAAAGAUUAACUCUCCGCAUCGCCUUUUUCAAAAAAUUUCUCGGGUCAAUCGAAAAUAUCCUCACAAAAAUUUAGGCUUUGUGAUUGACUUGGCUGAUAACAAAGAAGUUUUGGAGGAAACUUUAUUAAAAUAUGUUGAAAAAGGAGUAGCUGCCAUUAUUAUGGCUAAUGGCACUUUAUCUGGAUUAAACAAAAAAGCAGCAAAUAUUCGCAAAAAUUUAAUUGAAAAUGAUGUAGUGGAUGCCAUUAUUACUCUUCCUAAUAAACUUUUUUACUCUACUUCAAUUGCCCCUUGUGUGUGGAUAUUUCGUAAGGGUAAAAAAGAAAAUGGUAUCCUUAUGAUUGACAUUUCAUCCGAUGAAUUUGGAGAAAAAGUAAGUAACAAUGAAAGAAGAUUAACUGAAAAAGAAAUUAAGAAUGUAUCGCAAAUAUACCAAGACUUUCGUCAAAAAGGUUUUAUCGAAAAAUCUAAUAUUCCUGCCCGAGUAGUUUUGCCUAACGAGAUUAGAGAAAACAAUUAUAUUUUGGUUCCGGCUCGUUAUUUAGCAAGUAAUCAAAAAGAUUUAACGCCAGAAGAGAUUGACCAAAAAUUGCUAAAAACCACUCAGGAAUUAGAAGAUUUAAUAACUGAACAAGACAAAUACCACCAAGAAUUAAAAAAGUUAUUAGCCGAGAUUAAAAAAGAAAUCGAAAGCGACGAUCAAAUCUGUUCCUUGCGUUCUGGAAAAACUCCCAGCACGAAAAAGAAAGAAUAUUGGUGUAGUCAUGAGGAGGAAUGUGAUUCGGCUCAGAAAUGUAAAAUGCCGCUUACCACAGAGAGUUCUUUGUUAUUUUUUCAUAUUGAAUGUUUACCCUUUCGUUCAGCCCAAACUAAUACCACUUGUAACCAAAUUAUUUCCCUUUUAGAACCCGACCUAAAAAUUGUUAUUCCCAACUUUUUAUAUUAUUCACUUUUGGCUAGCAAAAACAGGUUAAGGUCUAUAAGAACCGGCAGCGUCCAAAUGUUUACUAAACAAACUCAUUUAGCCUCUUUCUCCCUCACCCUCCCCCCUCUCCCCCAACAACAAAAAAUUCUUUCUUAUUUUCAACUAGUUUAUAACAAAAUACACAAAACAGAAGUUCAGUAUAAAGAUACACUUAUAAAAAUAAUUCAAAAACAUUUAGAAUUAGGAGAUUUAUUAUUUUUAAAAUAUAAAGAUAGUGAAAUUAGAAUUGAAGAUGAGUUUAACGAAAAUCAAAGAUUUGCUGCUUUUGAAGUAUUUUUAGAAAAUGGCACUAUUCCUUGGUACACGCAAACUGAUAUAUCUAGUCAAACACUCACUCCAAAAAAAUUUGUCACUCUCCAAGCAGUUAAAGAACUCUCUAUGCCUUUAACCACUAAAAAUUCUAUUUUACUUUGCAAUGUUUCUGAAGCAGUUGCUUUUUAUCCCCAAACGUCUUCCUUAUCAUGUAAUCAACAAGUUUUUAUUCUAGAACCAAUAGAAGGUAUAGUUGAGGCCAAUUAUUUAUAUUAUUUGUUAUGUGCUAAAAAAAAGGAAUUAAAUUCUCUUGCGAGAGGAACAAUAUUUAAAAGUUUAACCAAAUCUGAACUUGAAAAUUUUUCUCUUUCCCUCCCCCCUCUCCCCCAACAACAAAAAAUUCUUUCUUAUUUUCAACUAGUUUAUAACAAAAUACACAAAACAGAAGUUCAGUAUAAAGAUACACUUAUAAAAAUAAUUCAAAAACAUUUAGAAUUAGGAGAUUUAUUAUUUUUAAAAUAUAAAGAUAGUGAAAUUAGAAUUGAAGAUGAGUUUAAGUUGGUGCGGGGGAAAACACCGCCAAGCAGCGAUUAUCCCCUCCAAAAACAAAAACUUCCCUUAGAAGUAGUCCGUAAUUAUUCUCAUUUGCGAGCCAAAACCAACUACUUUUUAGCACUUUUUCGCCUCCGUCAUAGCAUCAGUAAAGCCAUCCAUGAUUUUUUCCACCAAGAAGGAUUUUACUAUGUUCCUACUCCGAUUAUUACCAGCAAUGAUGCAGAGGGAGCGGGAGAAGCCUUUACCAUUACUACUGACAAAUCAGAACCUUUUUUCUCGCAACCUGCCAACUUGACUGUCAGCGGACAACUUCACGCCGAAGCCUUAGCCCAAGGAUUAGAGCCAGAGAUAAGUUUUGCUGAUUUAGAAGCGAUAACUAACUUAGCAGAAAGAAUGAUAAAAUAUUUGGUAAACUAUGUGUUGAUUAACAAUAAGCAAGAAUUAGAAUAUUUUGCAAAGUAUAACAAGAAAGAAUUAAUUAAUAAAUUAAAAAAAAUUACCGAUGAGGAGUUUAAAAAAAUUGACUACCAUGAAUGUAUUAAAAUAUUAGCGAAAAAUAAAAAAAAUUAUAACUUUUCUGAUAUUGAAUGGGAAACAGAAGUUUUACAAACUGAACACGAAAAAUAUCUUUGUCAGUAUUUUGGUGGUAGUCCGGUUUUUGUUAUUAACUACCCUUGCGAGUUAAAAGCGUUCUACAUGAAAAACAAUCCUGACGGGAAAACUGUGGCUUGUUUUGAUUUAUUAUUUCCAGAAAUUGGAGAAUUAAUUGGGGGGGGCCUACGAGAAGAUGAUUACAAAACCUUACAAAAAAAAGCCGAUAAACAAAAUUUAGAUACCGAUGACUUAAGAAAAGCGUUGGAAGUAGAAGGCGUUGCAGCCGCAAAAAAAUGCUUGCGGGCCUUACAAAAUGGAACCGUUACCGCUUUUGGUGGCAGGUUUCGUGGAAUUAGUUAUGACAAAAACGCGAAGCGGAUGAUUAAGCAAGCCCAAAGGUCGCUAAAAGAAGCAAUUAAGAAGCAUGAGAAAGGAGAAAAUGUUGAUAUUAAAGAAGUUGCUAUCGUGCCUGCUUCUUAUUAUUGUUGGGGAGUAAUUGUUGGUGGA